Lotus japonicus is the source of this 1368-nucleotide messenger RNA. RefSeq names its product probable 2-oxoglutarate-dependent dioxygenase At3g50210. The record is from RefSeq and is a predicted model, not a curated record. The transcript has 13 exons. The coding region runs from base 125 to 1165 and encodes 346 amino acids. NCBI's taxonomy places the organism in Eukaryota, Viridiplantae, Streptophyta, Magnoliopsida, Fabales, Fabaceae. Gene Ontology annotation, molecular function: dioxygenase activity.
CUUUUGCUAAAGACAACAACGUUACUGCCGAUCAAAUACAAGUUCACUCACAAGUCACAACACUUCACUUUCUUAAGCAUUCCGCAGUUCAACCUGCUCCAGAGUAUUACACAAGCAUCCAUCCAUGGCCACUGACUUUAGUUCAAUCCCCAUAAUUGAUAUUGGUCUCCUUUUAGCUAAGGCAGAUGACCCUAAAAUGGCUGAGGACCCUGGUGUGCUUGAGGUUGUUAGAAAUUUGGAUAAGGCUUGUACAGAGGCUGGGUUCUUCUAUGUGAUCAAUAGAAUAAAAAUGAUGGAGAGCAGAAUUCAAUGGCUCAUAAAAAACCAUGGUAUUUCCAAUACACUCCUCAAAGAGGUUAGAGAUAUAACGCGUAGAUUCUUUGAACUUCCAUAUGAAGAAAAGACAAAGAUCAAAAUGACUCAAGCAACCGGAUUCAGAGGAUAUGAGAGAAUUGGAGAAAAUAUAACUCAAGGUGUACCUGACAUGCAUGAAGCUAUUGAUUGCUAUAGGGAAGUGACUAAGGGCAUGUAUGGAGAUCUUGGCAAAGUUAUGGAAGGAUACAACCAUUGGCCACAAAAUCCACCAAAAUUCAAAGUUCUUAUAGAGGAAUAUAUUAGUCUCUGCACAGAGCUCGCAAGGAAAAUUAUGCGUGGAAUCGCUCUAGCAUUAGGUGGAUCACCAGGUGAAUUUGAAGGUCACAGAGCUGGGGAUCCAUUUUGGGUAAUGCGGCUCAUUGGUUACCCAGGUGUCACCAAUGUAAAUGGAACGGAUGUUCUGAAAAAUGAUAUUGGAUGUGGAGCUCACACAGAUUAUGGUUUGUUGACAUUGCUAAACCAGGAUGAUGAUAUAAAUGCACUCCAGGUGAGAAACCUACGCGGCGAGUGGAUAUCAGCACCUCCAGUUCCUGGGUCAUUUGUUUGCAACAUUGGUGACAUGCUAAAGAUAUACUCCAAUGGUUUGUACGAGUCCACUUUGCAUCGGGUCAUAAACAACUCUACUAAAUACAGAGUCAGUGUAGUCUUCUUUUACGAGACGAACUUUGAUACCGCGGUGGAGCCGUUAGAUACACAGAAAACAAGGAUAAAUGGUAACAACAAGUUUGAAAGAGCUGUCUAUGGAGAGCAUCUUGUCAGAAAGGUUCUCACAAAUUUUGUUGAGGAGUAGCAUUGUUUUCCCUUGUUCUUGUGUGUAAUUAUAAUAAGUCCAGACCUACAAGUGCUGAAAACUCAAGCAUUUGUUAAUUGUUAUGUACAAUGACUUGAUACUAAAUAACUAUGACCUUAGAAUGCUUUCAGUUUCAAGACAAGGGUGGGCAAUUCAUCAGGCUGUGAACUGUUAAUAAACAUCAAUUUAUCAGCUCAGUGCAA